AUGAGAGUGAAGAGGCAGAAGAAAAACAGGAGAACCGUGAGAUUCUUCACGGUCUGUUUCGGAUUCCGACAGCCUUACAAAGUCCUAUGCGACGGUACUUUCGUCCACCAUCUUGUUACUAAUGAGAUCACUCCCGCCGACACUGCUAUCUCCGACCUCCUCGGAGGUCCCGUCAAGCUCUUCACCACCAGAUGUGUGCUUGCGGAGUUGCAGAAACUGGGUAACGAUUUUUCGGAAUCUCUAGAGGCUGCCCAGAUGCUUAGCACAGCGACAUGUGAGCAUGAGGAGACAAAAACAGCAACCGAGUGUCUGUCAGAGGUUAUUGGGAACAAGAAUUCCGAGCAUUUCUUUCUCGGUACCCAGGACGCCGAGUUUAGGAAAAAACUUCAACAGGAGUCUAUCGUUCCUCUUGUGUUUGGAUUAAGGAACAUUCUGCUGAUCGAUCAACCUUCUGAAUUCCAACGUCAGACUGCCAAUAGCUCUGAGAAAAAGCGGUUAAAUAUGACCGAGAGAGAAAAAAAGAUGUUGGAGAAACAGACUGCGAGGAUCUUAGCUUCUAAUAAAGAGGAAGGAACAAGUGAAUAUGAACAAUGGGAAACGCCUCGAGUAGUUUCAACAAGAAAUGGACUCGGUGUGAUGGAUAGACCUCAAUUCAAGCGAAAAAGAGCAAAGGGACCAAACCCACUUUCAUGUAUGAAGAAAAAGAAGGAGAGCAGUAGCGAGAAAGCUAGAUCCAUAUCCAAAACGGAAACGAAAUCUAGUGCAGAAAAGGAAAAGAAAGAAGGUACACCAAAGAGAAGAAGAAAACGGUCAAAAAAGGGAAAAUCUGGGCCGGAGAAAACCGAUUGA
This is a messenger RNA of Arabis nemorensis, 849 nucleotides long. Lineage: Eukaryota; Viridiplantae; Streptophyta; Magnoliopsida; Brassicales; Brassicaceae. The record is from the annotation of a GenBank genome assembly.